Messenger RNA from Fulvia fulva, 666 nucleotides. RefSeq lists its product as uncharacterized. The record is from RefSeq and is a predicted model, not a curated record. The coding region runs from base 1 to 666 and encodes 221 amino acids. Lineage: Eukaryota; Fungi; Ascomycota; Dothideomycetes; Mycosphaerellales; Mycosphaerellaceae. The transcript has a single exon.
AUGGAGAACUCACGCCUUGGAAACCUCCCAGCAGAGCUCCGAAACCUCAUCUACGAAUUUACACUCCGCUCCUCAUCAGGUGUCGAAAUCUGGACAGAGCCCGGCAUCUUGCGAACAUGCAAGCAGAUCAGGGCUGAAGCGGAGCAGAUGUUCUAUGCUGUGAACGACUUCUUCGGGAUCGAGCAUGAAGACAACGAAAGUCAUGGACUCUGCUGCCAAUGGCUCAAGACGAAGGCUUCAUAUUUGCCUCUGAUUCGAAGCCUUACGAUCCGCUGCGAAAUGCCCUCCCUAGGCCGCAAAGUGCCACACAUUGAUCCAGCCCAGGACGAGGAGAUUGAUGACGAGGUCGUCUUUCAGGGCUUCUAUCACCAACUGCAUAUCAUGGAUGAGCUUCGCGAAGCUCAGUUUGGGAGGGAUGUUGGAAACGUCGUGCGGUUUACGCUCAAUGGCGCGCAUGAUGCUGAGCACUUUGACAAGAUCGAUGCCAUGUCGACGGAGGACCAGGACCGGUAUCGAAGUGCCAAGUUCCUUAUCUUCUUCUUGGUAUAUGGAUUGGACACGACCAUGGAUAAUGCUGAGGCUAGCACGGCGGACAGGUCGUUGCGUGGCAUGGACGAUGCUAUUCAGCAACGGCGAUUGCUGGCGGGUAGCAUGUCUUUGGUGUGA